UCCAGCUUUCGUGCGCCAGUGCGAAGUCUAAUCGCUGCCGUCGCUGGUACUCUUGAAGAUGAGGCUUCUGGGCAGCUACGCAAUGGGCCUUUUUCAUGGGUGCCUUGUGCGCAUGCGCACCGGAAGUACUCUGACAGCGACACUAGCGGCGAGCGCCCGAAACAUUUUUGGUGACAUCCGCCGAAGAACGUACCUACGGGCUCUCCGUGUUGGCCGCGCUGCUCCUUGGCAGGCAGGAUCGUAGAUUUUUUUCUUUUUUUUUGCGAUGCCACAGCGAUGUGCUGCCGUAGGCUGCAGUAAUGCCAGCGGAAAGCCUCCAAACGUGCGAUUUUUUAGAUUUCCUGCCGCGACGCUUCAGGGAACGAGACGAAAGAAAUGGGUGCAAGCAAUACAUCGCGUCAACGCCGACGGAUCGCCGUGGGAACCGACAGCGAACUCCCGUGUCUGCAGCAAUCACUUCGUAACAGGUGAAGAAACAGUGACUUCAUAUUCCUUAUUACUUGAUGAACAGCGUGUCUGUUGAGCGCAUAAGUGUAACUUCGAGCUCUUUCCGAGCGGGACCGUGGCAGGUUGGCGAUCGUGCAUUUGUUUAGUACGCAGUUUCGGUCGUGUUAGCGCAGUGUGUCCUGUGUCGUACACGCGUUAAUAACAGAAACACUCAAGAUGUUUAACCGUCACAUUUUAUUUCAGGAGCGCCCUCACGCUUUAUGCCCCACCCGGACUACGUACCAUCGGUUUUCAAGCACACGCCAAUGAGAUGCCCUGGGUCAAUCGCUCGCUUUGACAGAGUGAAGAAACGGCAGGGUAUACGCUGUGUGUGACGCUGUUUGAGAUUCAUCAACUGUCAGCAUUUAUGACCUUGCAGUAAUCUUUCUUCCUUUUGUAUUCGGCACUUGAUAUUAUCUUUCAUUAUCAUGAAAUCACCCGUGUAAUGCUGAAUACGCCGGCUGUCGUGCGAUUGCCGAUGCUAAGCAGCAUCGUGCAGUACUUGCGAGUGAAGCUUCUUGAAUAGCGAAUGUUGAUUGCUCUUUCUGCCGCAAAAUAACUCGCGCUUUCGUCUUGGGCGAGUCAGUUACAGUAUCGGCAGCUAGAUGGUCCCUUCUCUAAACACCAACCCAUUUUUAAUGCGUCUUUCUCUAGCAAAGGGAGAUUAAGUGGUCACUUAUUUAUGAGUAGUACAGAGUUUUUAUAUUUGAUGUUGCGCCUAUCUUAUUAGUCUUAAAUCGCACAUUGUUACACUGUCGUGAAAUAUAUAUUUAAUGUUAUUUAUCAGCUUCAAGAGUGGCAAAUGCAAGUGGCCAAGCCAGCAGCGGUGCAACCACCUCAGCUGUUGGACAGAGGACCCCACCGAGUAUAGCAGCAGGCCAAAAUAGGACACCACAGGAUUGCCAACCAGUUGCCGGGGCAUCUACUCCACCUCUUGGUCAAGGAACACCAUUAAGCAGAGCAGCAAGUGCAAUGUCAUUAGGCUCUACGACCUGUGAAGAUAGUGCGGUAUUGCAUAGUGUACCAGCUGAACACGAAAAGAGCUGUCAGGCGAAUAAUUGCUCUCUAGAGCGUAUUAUGCUGCUUGAAAGCCAAUUAAGUGCAGAAAGAAAGAAGGUGCAAAAGCUAGAAGUACAGCUAAAAGCUGCUGAGGAACAAACAAUACAGUGGAAAGCACAUUACUACGAGCUGAAGGCUACAACACUGUGCCUCGAUAACAUGCAAGGUACUGAGCAUAUGUUAUAUUACACAGGACUGCCUUCUGUGCAAGUGUUUUACGAUAUACUAAAUUUAGUUUUGAACAAUAACCCUCGGUUUGCAAUAGACAUAAAGAGCAGGUCACUCAGUGCUGCCGAGCAGAUGUAUGCAGUACUGGUUCGCUUAAGGACAGGUAUGGCCACACGAGAGAUUCCUCGCAAUUUUUUAAUUUCAAUGCCAUCAUUCAGUCGUAUAUUUUCAGAAUGGGUACUUAUAUUGCAGAAGGUUCUCACUGAAAUAACUAGCUUCCCCACACUUCCUGAAGUACAACAGCACAUGCCACCUCAUUUUAGACGGUACCCAAACACACGUAUAAUACUUGACACAACAGAAAUCCGUAUACAAAAGCCCUCAAGCUUAACUGCCCAGAGACGAACUUUCUCCCACUACAAGUUCGCAAACACAAUGAAAUGUGUUGUAGGUGCAACACCUGACUGCUAUGUUAGCUUUGUGUCAUCAUUAUAUGGGGGAAGUACCAGUGACAGAGCUAUUGUGCAACAGUCUCGUGUACUUGAUCUAUUCGAAUCAGGAGAUGGCAUCAUGGUUGACAAGGGAUUCAAGGUAGAUGACCUUCUGCCACGUGGUGUUGUCCUUCAUAUGCCUCCAUUUCGUAUUCCUGGAGAAGCGCAGAUGAGUGCCAAGGAUGUUGAAGCCACAAAGCAUGUUGCAAGUGCACGGGUGCACAUUGAAAGGGUCAUAAGAAGAAUCAAGGAGUUCCAUUUAUUGGACAGACCCUUACCUAUAAACAUGUUAGACAUAGCAGACGCAAUUUUCACAACAUGUGCGUUUCUCUCAAACUUUAGGCGACCACUAAUAAAUAAUGGGAAGGAAAUGGAGACAGACACCAUGUAAUAGAUCACGAAAGCAUGCGGUAUAUUUAUUUGGAGCACUUAAAAGGUGUCGUCAUGCACUAAAGUUUUAUGAUGCAAAGGAACGCACUAUGUGUGCGUCAGCCUUCUGAUGGUCAUUUUCAGAUUGUCCUCAUCACAAUGGUCAACUACAUAAAACCCCACAGCAUACUUCUUGUAGGACACGUAGCCUGCACCUGUAGUGUAAAGAAAUCCAAGGCGUCUGAUACGUCGUGUCAUGAGUUUUGGAAUUAUAGUAGCCUUAUAAAAGUACACCAGGCCCUGAAGUAUGUCUUUCCAAAUUUCUGCGUCAAAAUAUAUACGCUCCACUGAUAUGCAGUCUUGCAGGUCAGCAUGGUCUGUGAAGACUACAAAGUCGCACCAUGGCUUCUUCGCGACUCCCAUCUGUCCUUGUACUUGGUAGUAAUAAUAAUGGUCUUUUUUCAGGGUGACCUCACCAUUAGUUACUGCCAAGUAGAAACCUUUGUCAGCGCAGGCGUCAACAACUCUUUGGCCAGCUUUCGAAGCGGGGCACUUCACUUCUAGAAGCCCAUCCUCACUGCCAUAUCUCACAAGGCGAUCGGGCGAUGCGGCAAUGAAAGAAUGCAAUUCAUGAAUAUGCAAUCCUGUUUCCAUGACAUCUAUAUUUUUGUCAUACAGCUGCAUGAAUUCUAGAUAUUUUUCAACUGCUUUUGCUUCAUUUUGUAUUCCGUAGAGCCUGGGGUCACCAUUCUUCAUUAUUUCUUUGCGAGGAUAAAGUAUUUCUUUAACAAGCCCUUCUGGCUUCAGGCAGUGCAGUAUUCUGCAGAACUUUGAAGCAGUUAGCUUUCCGGUUCUUUCUGUGAACCAUGCAGGGUUCUUAUUCUGGCCUACGGUCUUUGCACAGAUAUCCGCCCUCUCGGUAGCUGUGAGCGACACCUGCUCCUUGAAAUAUUCAUCGAUCAAUGUGAGGCACUUCUGCGAAUUCAUGUCCCCUGUGUCAUUGAUGGGGCUCACAUUUCUCACUGGUGCUGGCGUCUCUGUGUAACGGUUCCUCACCAGCUCAGGUGCAUGUGUGGCAAUCGCACUCCUAAACUUCAACAGCCCAGACUGCCCAGCUGUUCUCAAAUGAGGAGGAAGUUGUCGCUUAGCCUUAACGGGCACCGUCUUGUUAAUCACAUGUUUCUUAAAGGUGAUGUCCGCCAAGGGUUUGGUCAGCAAAUGGUUUUGUCCUGAAAAUAACAAAAUGCGGGGACUUGGAUACAGUUCAUACACAUGUUCUAAAAGCUUACUGGCCAAGAUCUAUUUUGACAUUUGAUUACGCAUGCGGUUAUUUUGCACUAAUGAUGGACACUGCAAACUCCUGUGAAUCCAAUCAGCAUGCUAGCUCACCUCUCUUCAAAUACAGUGUUUCUCUAUCAGCAUGCUUACAUUCUACAUUAAGGUACCAUUACAAGGAAGAGUGUAGAUACCAGACCAAAGCUCCUUUUGAAGUCAAUUGUCACAUCGUCCUGGGUUCUACCACAUACGUACCUCCUUAUUCUGUUCCCUGCAUUUUACCUGAUUAACUUGAACUGUUUUCUGAAUAAAAACAUUUACCUUACCUU
Dermacentor andersoni is the source of this 4177-nucleotide messenger RNA. The record is from RefSeq and is a predicted model, not a curated record. Lineage: Eukaryota; Metazoa; Arthropoda; Arachnida; Ixodida; Ixodidae.